Molecule: messenger RNA, 2222 nt
Organism: Silurus meridionalis
Lineage: Eukaryota; Metazoa; Chordata; Actinopteri; Siluriformes; Siluridae
Product: CMRF35-like molecule 1
Exons: 8
Coding region: 108-1718 (536 amino acids)
Source: RefSeq, a predicted model, not a curated record
AGCACAUACACAGAGACAGUAACAGUGUGUAACAUAACAGGAGCUUUGCUAUCAUUCUUAAGUGGAUUUGGUGUGUAGAUCUGUGUGUGUGUGUGUGUGAACUCAGGAUGAAUAUCCUUCUCCUCAUUUUCACUGUCUGCUUGAUCUCAGAUGGAGGAGACUCCAAGGAAGUAACAGGAUAUUCAGGAGGAGGAGUCCUUAUCAAGUGCAAGUAUGAUACAGAAUACACACAAAAACUAAAAUAUUUCUGUAAGGGUUCAUCGCCAGGCUGUUCUGAUCUAAUAAAGACAAAAGAUAAAAACAUGUGGAUAACUUCAGGAAGAUUCUCACUGUUUGAUGACACCAAAUCAGCAGAAUUCAGCGUGAUGAUCAGAGAGAUCACUGGAGAAGACAAUGGGACGUAUCAGUGUGGAGUUGAUAAAUCUUGGGGAAACGACAUUUACACACCAGUGGAACUAAAAGUAAAGGAAGGAAGCUUGGGCUCUAGAGAAGUGAGUGCAUAUGCAGGGGUAGGAAUCAACAUCAUGUGCAGAUAUGAGGAUGAAUAUAAAGACAAGCCAAAAUCUUUCUGUAAGAGUGGAACACAUCAGAGGUGUUUUACUCAAACAACAAAUCCAAACAGUGAAUGGUCACAUGAGGACAGAUUCUUAAUUUAUAACAACAGAAGUGCAGGAUUCUUACAAGUGUUUAUCAGAGAACUGAUUACGGAGGACACUGGAACAUAUGCAUGUGUUGUUUCUGUUUCUGAUGAAGUAGAAACCUUCACUGCAGUGAACCUGAAUGUAACAGAAGAUCAGUCGUAUGAGAAAUCCAUCAGUGAGACUGUCCAUGUAGGAGGGGAUUUGAAAAUAAGCUGUAAAUACCCACAAUCCCUCAGGAAUGACACCAAAUUUCUUUGCAGGAGGCUGCAAACUGCUUUUUGUUCUAUUAAAGGCAAUGAUCAAGAAAAAAACAAUGUAAAUGUGGGGAAAUUUUGUCAGAAUGAUGACAAAGUAAAACAAAUCUUCACUGUGAGUAUUAGAAAUGUAAAUGAAAGAGACUCUGGUGAAUACUGGUGUGGAGCUAAAGCAGAUUCGACAUCAAAUCAUGGAUACAGGGUUUAUUUCACACAGAUCAACCUGACAGUUACUGAGACACCCUUAAAACCAACACAAGCUUCAGUGCCCUCCUCCUCCUCCUCCUCCUCAUCAUCAUCAUCAUCAACAACAACAACUUCGGCACCAGCAGGAUUCAGACUUUCCAUUGUGGACACAGUGUUUAUAAAUGUUAUGAUUGGGCUUGUGGUGGGAAACACAUGCCUUUGUUUGACUUACCUAAUUAAACACAUGAUAAAAGGGAGAAAAGCAACUCGUAACAAGAAUUCUGUUCCAGGCUCAGCAAACAGCCAUAAAGCAAAUGACACCAGAAGCAUUUUAGCCCCAGAAGCUGGAACCUCUGCAGGUGGCUCAACUUCACACGAUCUAUUCACAAGCUCAUCUGAUCCCUCUCAAGCGAUUUACGCCAACACUAUGUUACCACUAUGUCCCCACGAUUCCACAACAGCUUCCACAACUCAGUUAACCACAAUUUAUCCUGAUUCCGCCAACGCCGCUGUAGGGCAAACCUCUGAAAAUCUGAAUUACGCAAUGGUGCAUUUUCAUAACAAUGAUGCAGCAGAUAAGAUUCGUUUUCAAAAAGAGGAAGAAACAUGCGAGUAUUCUACAGUGAGACAUGACUAGGUCAUAAAUAUAUCUGCACCCUUUUUAGCCACUUUAUUAGGAACAACUGUAUAUCUAAUGUAAACAGUAACUGAAGUGCUUGACCUGCAUUUAUCUGCAUGUAUAUAUUUUUUGCGUUGCGUUGCUGCCAAGCAAUUGAAUGAUUGGAUGAAUUAUGGCAUAAUCAUUUAGCUGUUCUUCUUGCGAAGUGCAUGUUGAGUGUAUUUUGAUGUCUAAUUAUUGAUAUGUAUUGUUAAUGUUUGCUAUUUUGCUUGUUAUACACUUUAGCCAUGAGAUAAUGUUCAAAGCUGUUGAGUUGUUGAUUCUGAUUGGUCCGGAGAUGUUGAUUAGUUUUGUGUAAGUGCAUUGAUAUUAGUGCAAGCUACAAUUCCAAUCACAGAAUUAUCUUAAUAUUUGUGUUCUACUUUGUUAUUUUUAAGUUGCAAUCUACACCAGGAUGUGGUGCGAUAAAUGUUGAUGAACAUUUAAAUCCACAGAAAUAAACAUAGAAUUAGAUAUACUUUA